AUGGCUUGCCACGACAAGUUCGUUACUGUAGUCUCAUACCCCUACUCUUGUUAUACUUAUUCUCUGACUGCUGUAGACUCUACCUUCCUCCUUGUAUUCGACAAUGCGGACGACCUUGCUGCUCUAAAGACAGCAUGGCCGACCGCUAUUCAUGGCUCAGUACUUUUGACAACCCGAGAUUUCAUAGUGGCCACGUCUUUGGCUACCAAGUACGUGUUAGUUGAUGCGCUGAGCGACGAGGAUGGUAGUAAGUUGCUUCUGAAGGCAUUGGACCACGACGACAGUUCGCCAGAUGCCCAACAGCAACAGCAACAAGCUAUUACCAUCACCAAGAUUUUUGGUGGACUGCCUUUAGCUCUUACGCAGAUCGGCGGUUUUAUUAAGCAACGAAAGAUGUCUUUAAAUGAGUUCUUGCCACUUUACAAACGUCAUUCUUCUAAAAUCAACGCACGCAAGGCUCCUGGCAGUGAUUAUAAGUAUACUCUAAGCUCAGUAUGGGAUGUCUCCUUCGAGAAGUUAACCGAGAAUUCCACCCGUCUUCUCAACUUACUAUCAUUCUUUGAACCGGAUAGCAUCUCCGAGGAGAUAUUAUUGCAAGGUUCUCAGAGUAUAGUUGAUGAAUUUUCUUUUCUGUCCGAUGAAAUGGACGUUGGUGAUGCAUCAGAAGAGCUCCUCCGAGCGGCUCUUAUCAAUCGAGCUGGUGUAUCGCCGACACUUUCGAUCCAUCGCCUAGUGCAGUCAGCGGCUCGGACGAGACUCAACGAGACACAGACGGCCGAAUAUUUCGACGCUGUCGUUCAUUUGCUGCGCUGGGGAUUCCCAGAUCACUCAAGCACAGAUAUCGGUCACCAGAUUGCAGCUUGGGGACGAUGUGAGAAAUGCCUUCCUCACGUAUACCACCUGGUCCAGCUCGCAAAACACGAAGGAAAGAACCCGGAAGAUCGGCAACAGUACGCUAAUCUCCUCCUCAGAUGCAGCUGGUACCUUUACGAGAGCGAGAUGUACACUAUCGCUAGAGGAAUGGUGGAACAGGCGAUUUCGAUCUUUGAAGAUACGACAAGUCUGGAAUACGCAAGCGCUAUCGACCUCGGCGGCCUCAUCGACUUGGACUUGGCUCAGCCCGCUAAAGCCUUGGAGCCCUUCACACGUGCCCUGGAGAUACGCAAGGCCAACCUGGGGUCAGACGACCCCUUCAUUGCCUAUAGCCUAAACAAUGUUGCGUUGGCAUACACCGAACUGGGUGAAUUAGACCUUGCCUUGUCUGCUCACCAAGAGGCGAUUCGUCUGAGGCUGAAGGCGAAUAGCAACAGAAUCGGCAACUCCUACAGCAAUAUAUCGAGUCUUCUUCUUCGCAUGGGCCGUCCUGAGGAAGCUGAGCAGAGUCUCGCUAAAUGUCCAGCCCUAAAAGACUUUAGUGAUGAGACCUUUCUCAGCACCGGCAACCCUCGCUUCUCAGGCGACAUGGUCUUGUUAUCUCGUAUUCGGCUUGCCCAGGGCCGAUUGCCUGAUGCCUUGAGACUGGCAUCGAAGGCUUUGGAGUUUCGUCGAAAGUUGCUUGGCAACCGGCUCAAAACGUGCGAUUCUCAGUACGAUGUAGCGUCUAUGCUAUUGAAAGACGGUCACAUAAUCUCAGCAAUGUGA
Messenger RNA from Metarhizium robertsii ARSEF 23, 1641 nucleotides. RefSeq names its product Tetratricopeptide repeat-containing. Bases 1 to 1641 code for a protein of 546 amino acids. Gene Ontology annotation, molecular function: protein binding; ADP binding. The transcript is spliced from 3 exons. NCBI's taxonomy places the organism in Eukaryota, Fungi, Ascomycota, Sordariomycetes, Hypocreales, Clavicipitaceae. The record is from RefSeq and is a predicted model, not a curated record.